AUGGAUGUCGAUCUGAGGGCAGACUCGGGCGUGUGGCAGUAUGAGAUGAGGCGAGAGAUGCAGCAAGUCACUCCUGGUCUCUUCGUCGGCCCUUCGGAACCCUCAAAGGACUUGGCGAGGCUGCACAUGGAACGCAUCACUGCCAUCAUCAUUGUGAGGAGCAAGCACGAAAGCCGUAUUCAUCCCAAAACACGUCUCUUUGCUGCCUCCGUCACGUCGCAUCACACCACCAGAGCGCCAUUCUUGAAACCUCGCUUCCCCAACCAAUUCGCUUACCUCAUCUUGGAAGACGUGCAGGACAACGAAUUUCAAAACCUGAUCAGGCGUUAUCCUCAAGCUCAGGCAUUCAUCGACGAUCAGCUCACUCGGGGCGGUAAAGUGCUCUUGCACGAUGACAGCGGUAUCAGUCGAGCGCCUGCCCUGGCCAUCAUGUAUCUGAUCGACAAGCGCAACAUGAGGUACGAUGAGGCAAUGUCGCACGUGUCUGCAAGACGUUAUUGUAUGCACAUCAAUCCCGGCUUCGUCAAUCAAAUGAAGGAGUUUGAGGUCCUCAUACGAGCGCGAGGCUCGCUCGCCCCCAAGCAAAACGGGCUGACGAGCAACUCGAGCAAUGCACGGCGAAAGAGGGAACAAGAUGACGUUGUGGAAGACGAGAACGUGAUGCGCCCCACCCACCGCACUUGGGAAGCACAAGCAAAUUCAUAA
This is a messenger RNA of Ceraceosorus guamensis, 705 nucleotides long. RefSeq names its product phosphatases II. Gene Ontology annotation, biological process: regulation of ERK1 and ERK2 cascade; negative regulation of protein binding; negative regulation of SCF-dependent proteasomal ubiquitin-dependent catabolic process. The transcript is spliced from 5 exons. Bases 1 to 705 code for a protein of 234 amino acids. Gene Ontology annotation, molecular function: F-box domain binding; protein tyrosine/serine/threonine phosphatase activity. Gene Ontology annotation, cellular component: cytoplasm; nucleoplasm. The record is from RefSeq and is a predicted model, not a curated record. Lineage: Eukaryota; Fungi; Basidiomycota; Exobasidiomycetes; Ceraceosorales; Ceraceosoraceae.